GUCUUGAGUCUGAAUGUCUUUGUGCAUGUGAAUAUUUGCGAAACCCCUGCGAUACAGGUAUAAUUCUUUAGUGCGGAAGUCGUUUAAAAAAACAAUUUAUUUCAAAACUGUUCUAUCGCUUGUGGCUGUGUGAAUCUGCGACACAAAGUUUUUCUUCUGUAAUGUGUACUAGUGUUUUCCUAUGGUAUGAAAUAGACAGUCGUUAAUAAUGGACAGUGUAAUAUUGGAAUUGUAGCUAAAGGAAAGACUGAGAAAACAGGUAGGGAAUCAGUUGGGCAGGAGCCACAACAUUAUUCAUCUAACGAUUGCCUUUCAUACAACUGAAGCCAACAAUGGGCAUAGUCAUCACGUCAAUGGCAAAGUGGCAACAUGGUUUUAAGAAAAAACAUGGAAAAGCGAAACAUAAGAUCAAUGUUCACGUCAUCAAAACUAAAUCAUUUUAAAUACGUCGAUAUUGUCCCUUUAAACGUUCGAUUCGGGGAUAGAGUAAGUCAGCGGAAAUUUCUUUUGAUGUUCUUGUACACAUUCAAGUAUUAUGGUCUGUGUAUUGCCUGUUUCUGUACGUGCAUCUAUUUACAUAAGAACAGUAAAGUAUCACCAGUGUUGUAUACACAGCUUUAGAUGUACGAGUUUCCUCGUCUGUGGUUUGUAGAAAUAAUUAAAUAUGUAUUUCCCUGUUUAAUAACUGUAGCAGAUACAGCCCAUGUUGACGGAUUAUUGUUUAAAAGUUCUACCAAGCAACUGUAGGUCUCGGUGCCAAUGUCAAACGUUCUUUCAAAAUGAAAAUAUUCGUUUUAUUGCUUUUAUUUUAUCUUAAUUAUGUUAACAGUGAAGUCGAUAAUUGUAAUUUUGGUACUUGUGGAGAGUGUAUCAGCUAUCCUUACGAUACUUGCGUGUGGUGUAGUGAGGAUAAAAUCAUAGAUCGUAGAUGUCGCUCUUUGAAAUCAUUAAACGGUUCACAAACAUGGUGCAAGGAAAAUUCCAUGUAUAACCCAGAGCAUUUCAUAAAUGUAACUCAAGACUAUGGCUUCGAGAAAAAGAUUAAUGGGAUGAACGUUCAGUUCAGACCUCAAUAUAUAAAAAUGAAGGCGAGGCCUGGAGUCCCUCUACCCUUCAACAUGUCAUAUUUACCAGCUGUAGACUUUCCUUUAGAUGUUUACUAUCUGAUGGAUAUUUCUUUCACGAUGAAAAGCAAAGUGAAAGAUUUAAAAGACCAAGCGAAAAAGUUACAUCGAUACUUAUCAAAUUAUACAAACAAUGUCAGGAUUGGUGUUGGAAGCUUCAUAGAAAAAGCUGCUUUCCCAUUUUAUGAUCAUAAUCGUAAUCGAAACGAAAGCAGUCAUGCUUUUCAAAAUCUCGUUUCGCUUACGAAUAAUACACAAUUAUUUGAAAAAGUUGUCGCUGAUGUUACAUUUGGAUCAAACUACGACGAUCCAGAAGCUGGAUUAGACGCUCUUAUGCAAGCAAUGACAUGUAAUGAGGAAAUCGGAUGGAGAUCAGACGCCAGAAAGAUAAUAGUGUUAUGUACUGAUUCAACAUACCACAGUGCUGGUGACGGCAAAAUGGUUGGCGCCCUCAAACCAAAUGAUAUGAAAUGCCACCUCGACAACAACAAGUAUACCAUGGAGUUACAGCUGGACUACCCGUCUGUUAGCCAAAUUAAUAAAGUAGCAAAAGAGAGGAACUUUAGAAUCAUAUUUGCAGCCACAAAUAAUGUGUUAAAGGAAUAUACGGCGUUGUCAUCACAGAUAUUGGGAUCACGUUUUGCACUGCUGAAAGAAAAAUUUCACGUUAUAAGUAUAAUAAAACAAGCUUACGAUGAAGCAACAACAACUGUUCAAAUAGAUUAUAAAGUACCGCCAUUUAUUCAAAUAGAUGUGGACCAAGAUUGCAUAUCGAGACCAACCCGAAACUGCGGGAGUAGUAAAACUGAGCCGCAAGUGACGAUACCAGCUACUCUAACUGUCAAAUCAUGCCCACCAAACAAAGUAUAUAAACAUACUGUUUAUGUAGCAACUGUUGGCCUUGGCGAGAGAGUAACCAUUGAAUUGGACAUAGAUUGUGAAUGUCCAUGUGAGAAGGUUAAUUCGGGCCUAAGUCCUAAGUGCCAUAACAGCGGUGAAUAUCAAUGUGGAAUUUGUAAAUGUCGACCGGGAAGCUACGGUGACGACUGCCAAUGUACUGGCUCAUCAACGGAUCAAAAAGAUUUAGAUAAAUGUAAGUUAGACAAGAACGACGUGAAACUGUGCAGUGGAAGAGGAGCAUGCAGGUGUGGCAAAUGUGGAAAUUGUACAAGUGGGUUUUCCGGUGACUUCUGUGAAUUUGAUGAUAACUCGUGCCCCAAACCAAAUCAGCUCCUUUGUUUCAAUAAGGGCAAGUGCUACCGCGGUCAGUGCAAUUGCAUCAGUCAGUGGACUGGCAGCGACUGCAGCUGUCCACUAGAAAAAAAACACUGCAUGGCUCCUUAUUCUAAAGAGAUUUGUUCCGGGAAUGGAGCAUGUCACUGUGGAAAAUGCAUUUGUAAUCAAAUAAGUGGCAAAAAUGAAACAUACUCCGGUGUGUUCUGCGACUUCUGCGAGGACUGUGCUGAAAAACGCUGCAAACAGUUAGAAGAACACGCUUACUGUUAUCACGAGCACAUGGAUAACAAAACGCUUUGUGUUCAUGAAAAUGAUGGAAACAUCAAUGUGUUCUUGGUCAAUAAAACUGAAAUUAAUUAUGCUAAAUGGUACAUGGCCAAGUGGUGCAAAAAGGAAAUUUCAAAUGGAACCUACUUGGUGUUUAAGUACCAUUAUGAGGAUCAUCAAUUGAAUCUUGUGAUCCAGAAGGAACUUCAGACGCCCCCUGAGGCUAAUUUAUGGAUUGCUGCGGGAUCAGCAAUAGGCGUAGUGUUGCUAAUCGGAAUAUUAACCGUCAUCAUCUGGAAGAUCCUAGCCGACCUACACGAUAAGAGAGAAUACGAGAAGUUUCGAGCUGCCGCCGAAGCCGACGGAUUCGAUGUAUCGCCGAACAUCCUUUACGAACCACCAACAGCCAACUUCAAUAAUCCAACAUUUGAUCCAACUUACCGUUGAUACAAGGAAAAACCUAUUUUAUUUACAGUUCAACAAAAUAAUGUUUAAGGAAAACUGCUUUAAGUGUAACCUAGUUGAAUUCUAUUUAUUAUAUAAAAUUAAUGAUGCCUUUUGAUUUAAGCAUUGACCUGAGAUUACACUAGUUUUAUGAUAGAUCAUCUUGGAAGAUCCUAAUUGGCAUUUUCAGUGUCUCCACAAGUGUUACGUACGUUUGUCGUACUUUAAGAAGAAAUAAAAUACUUAUAUCAUU
This is a messenger RNA of Trichoplusia ni (cabbage looper), 3324 nucleotides long. Its product is annotated as integrin beta-1-B-like. The record is from RefSeq and is a predicted model, not a curated record. Gene Ontology annotation, biological process: cell adhesion mediated by integrin; cell migration; cell-matrix adhesion. Gene Ontology annotation, molecular function: integrin binding. Gene Ontology annotation, cellular component: cell surface; integrin complex; focal adhesion. NCBI's taxonomy places the organism in Eukaryota, Metazoa, Arthropoda, Insecta, Lepidoptera, Noctuidae. The coding region runs from base 780 to 3074 and encodes 764 amino acids. The transcript is spliced from 8 exons.